This is a messenger RNA of Camelina sativa (false flax), 1515 nucleotides long. RefSeq lists its product as uncharacterized. Lineage: Eukaryota; Viridiplantae; Streptophyta; Magnoliopsida; Brassicales; Brassicaceae. The record is from RefSeq and is a predicted model, not a curated record. Gene Ontology annotation, molecular function: RNA-DNA hybrid ribonuclease activity; nucleic acid binding.
AUGGCCGUUAAAACUGAUAUGAGCAAGGCUUAUGAUCGGCUUGAAUGGGAUUUCAUUAAAGAAGAUAUGGAAAGAAUGGGUUUCCACCAAACCUGGAUCCAAUGGAUCAUGCAGUGUAUCAAUAUUGUGGAAUACUCAUCCCUUUUGAAUGGACAGGCCCGCGGAUCAGUCACCCCUGAGAGAGGCAUCCGUCAAGGUGAUCCCCUCUCUCCUUAUCUGUUCAUUAUUUGCAGCGAGGUUCUGUCUGGUUUAUGCUCUAAAGCCCAAUCACAAGGUAACUCAAUCCCUCUCUGGACUAGCCUGUGGCUUACAACCCCAAUGGGACCUCCAACUGCGGAAACCCACACAUGGUCAGUGGCGGAUCUCCUUACACCAUGUACAUCCUCUUGGAACAUUUAUCAUCUCAACAGAGUGCUACCGGCAUAUAAAGAUGACAUCUUAAAGCUUAAACCUAGCAAGAAAGGCGCCCCAGACAAGUGGGCAUGGCUACCAUCAUCUGAUGGGCAAUACACCACAAAAGCAGGUUACAAUGCAAGUCAAUCAUACAAACAAUGUCCACCUCCCUCAGGUAGUUCCCUGCACCCUGAUAGCUUUAGCUGGGAAAAAAAUAUUUGGAGUAUUAAGGCAUCACAAAAAGUAAAACUCCUGAUGUGGAAAAUUUUACAACAAGCCAUUCCAGUGGGAAGUAAUCUUACUCACCACAAUAUCUCGGGGAAUGUUAAUUGCCUGCAUUGUACCGGGAUCGAGUCGGAACUCCAUCUGUUCUUCACUUGCCCUUUCGCGACUAAAGUCUGUGAUUUGGCCCCCUUCAGUACCGCCUUCGUCCCUCAACUGAUAACAUCAACCUCUGAAGGCAUCAAGACAGUAAAUCAGUUGGUUUGCUUACCACCUACUGGCGUUGGCGGUGGUCCCCUGACCCCAUGGAUUCUCUGGGUCCUAUGGACUUCUCGCAACAAGCUUCUAUUUAAUAAGGAACAGAUCCUACCGGAAGAUGCCCUCCAUCUAGCUACCAUCGGAGCGAAAGAAUGGCAAGAAGCCCAAUCCAAAAAAGCUACAAACCCCCCACCAGUUAAAAUCCCUCUCCCUCCAAGCGGGAUAUACCAAAGCAACAACAUGGUCACCUGUUUCACAGAUGCCUCAUGGAUAACAGCACCAAAAGCAGGACUUGGCUGGGUUUUCAAAGAUCGGAAUGAUCACAUCCUCCUACAGGGCUCAGAUCUGGUGGAUCAUGUCCACUCCCCGUUGAUGGCCGAAGCGGCGGCAACUCUCACCGCAGUGGAAGUUGCAAUUGCUUCGGGUUUCACACACAUCUCUUUUGCCUCGGACUCUCAAUUGUUAGUCAAGGCCUUGAAUGCGAAGUUCCACUCGAAAGACAUUCACGGGAUUCUCCACGACAUCCUAGAUCUCUCAAUCUGUUUCUCUGUUUGUAAUUUAUUUUUCAUCCCUCAGAACCAAAACUUGAUCGCUGACAAUCUCGCGACACAAGCCCGUAGUUCAACUCUCCCUCUUGUGUAG